Molecule: messenger RNA, 1234 nt
Organism: Homo sapiens (human)
Lineage: Eukaryota; Metazoa; Chordata; Mammalia; Primates; Hominidae
Gene: HAPSTR2
Product: HUWE1 associated protein modifying stress responses 2
Exons: 1
Coding region: 66-887 (273 amino acids)
Cellular component (GO): nucleus
Source: RefSeq, marked validated
AGUAGGCAGCAGCGGCGGCGGCGGAGGAGGAGGCGGUGGUGGAGGUGCGCGGCCUGAAGAGGAGGAUGGAGGAGCAGCAGAAGGAGGGCGAGGCCGAGGUCGCGGAGCACUGGUUUUCCAAGUGGGAGCGCCAGUGCCUGGCUGAGGCCGAGCAGGAGGAGCAGCUGCCCCCCGAGCUGCAGGAGGAGGCGGCUGCAGAGUUGGCAGGGCUCAAGAGCGAGAAGCAGAAGCUGUGGCACCUCUUCCAGAUCUCGGCCACCGCCGUUGCUCAGCUUUACAAGGAUUCUGGGUGCCAACAGCAAGGACUUUCCAUGUGGGACCCCUUCCAGAAUGCGGCCAUGGCCGUGACCAGCCUCUACAAAGAGAGCGGGGAUGCCCACCAACGAAGUUUUGACUUGGGUGUCCAGGUUGGCCACCAGCGUCGCAUCAAAGAUGUGCUGGAGUGGGUGAAAAAGGGCCGGAGCACCAUUCGUCGCGAAGACUUGAUUAGCUUCCUGUGUGGCAAAGUGCCCCCCGCUCCUCCUCCACCUCGCACUCCUAGGACACCCCCGAAGCCACCCACUGGGGUCACCAGCCAGGCUGUGGCAACUGAGUCCAGCUCAUCGGUGGACGUCGACCUGCAGCCCUUCCAGGAGGCGAUCGCCCUGCAUGGCCUCAGUGGUGCUAUGGCCGGCAUCAGCAUGCGAUCGGGCGACUCGCCUCAAGACAGCGGUGUCGCCAGCAGUGGGCGCCGAAAAACUAGCUUCUUGGAGGACGACUUGAAUCCCUUCGACUCAGAGGAACUGGCCCUCCACCUGGACAGUGGGGGGAUCCGCAAGCGCACCUCGGCCCAAUGCAGUGAUGGCAUCACAGACUCCCCAAUCCAAAAGCGCAACCGAAUGGUCUAAACUGCCUCAUUGGUUGCCUGCCGCCAUAUUGCUUGAGAGUGAACUCAACCGUCGACAUGCUUGUCUAAAGGUUACUGGAGACCAUUUUUCUUCCCUUCUCUAAGUUAAACAAAGAUUUCUAACAAUUUUGCCAUAAAGAAACUUUAAAAGUAUUCCAGAAGAGGCUUCAUAUGACUCUGACUUUCCAAAAAAUAUAAUCCUAGCAGAGAACAAAUAUGUAGUAGUUAGCAGGAUCAUUUAAAGCAAACGUAUCUGGUCAAGGCAGGAGUCUGAUUUAUCUUGUUCACAGUUAUAUUCCUCAGCACCUAGCACAGUUCCAGGUGCUCAAUAAAUGUUCAUUGAAUGAA